Messenger RNA from Clonostachys rhizophaga, 558 nucleotides. The record is from the annotation of a GenBank genome assembly. NCBI's taxonomy places the organism in Eukaryota, Fungi, Ascomycota, Sordariomycetes, Hypocreales, Bionectriaceae.
AUGACUAUGUUGGUCUUGGUCUUCACAGCUACAGUAGCCAAAUGCAACGGAGAUUCUCCCGGGCCUAUUCCCGAUACUGGUGUUGUGCGAAGCUACAAUUUCACGGUGGCUAGAGGCAUCAGAUCCCCUGAUGGAGUCUCCAAGCACAUGCUUCUAGUGACUGACCAGUUCCCAGGCCCAAAGAUCGAGGCCGACUGGGGUGACACUAUUGAAGUUACGGUGCACAACGCGAUCCAAAACCCCCAUGAGCCAACCUCGAUUCACUGGCACGGAAUAUCCCAGAGAGAAACCCCCUGGUAUGAUGGUACGCCCUCAAUCACACAGUGCCCCAUUGCACCAGGCGAGACCUUCGUCUACCGUUUCCGAGCCUUGGAGUUUGGCACCAGCUGGUGGCACGCGCAUUACUCGGCGCAAUAUAUCGACGGUCUCUUCGGGCCAAUUGUCAUCAAUGGGCCGAAAAUCGCCGACUAUGAUAUUGACCUUGGCCCAAUUCUCCUGAUAUACAGGAUGGAAUGCUAUGAGGAGGACAGUGGCAAGCGCAAUCAGUAUUCCAUCUAG